Molecule: messenger RNA, 1011 nt
Organism: Pyrus x bretschneideri (Chinese white pear)
Lineage: Eukaryota; Viridiplantae; Streptophyta; Magnoliopsida; Rosales; Rosaceae
Product: tropinone reductase homolog At2g29330-like
Molecular function (GO): oxidoreductase activity
Source: RefSeq, a predicted model, not a curated record
AUAAUUAUCCUAUCGAAAAGAAAUAUAGUCGAAACCACAAAGUAUUUGCAUAAAGAUAGAUUAGAGAGCAGAUAGAGAUGAAUAGCAGAGAAAGGAGAUGGUCUCUUCGUGGAAUGACAGCUCUUGUCACUGGUGGAACCAAAGGAAUUGGGUAUGCGAUAGUGGAGGAAUUGGCAGGGCUGGGUGCAAUUGUGCAUGCUUGUUCCCGAAAUGAGGUUGACCUUAAUGACUGCCUGAGUCAGUGGGAGAAGAAGGGUUUUCAAGUCACUGGCUCAAUCUGUGAUGUGGUGUCAAAAAUCGAAAGAGAGGAGCUUAUAAACAAGGUCUCAUCACUUUUUGAUGGCAAACUCAACAUCCUUAUAAACAAUGUGGGGACUAACUUACCGAAAGCAACGCUAGAGUACACAGCUGAAGAUUACUCAUUCAUAAUGAGUACCAAUCUUGAAUCUGCUUACAACUUUUGCCAACUUUCACAUCCUCUUCUCAAAGCUGCAGGAGCUGCUAGCAUUGUUUUUUUGUCCUCCACUGCUGGUGUGGUCUCAAUAGAUGGUGCAUCUAUAUAUUCUGCCGCUAAAGGUGCAAUGAAUCAAUUAGCAAAAAACUUAGCAUGCGAGUGGGCGAAGGAUAACAUAAGGACCAACAGUGUGGCACCUUGGCUCAUAACGACUCCCCUCGUUGAACCAGUUCUCCGAAAUGAAAAGAAAUUGGAGAUGAUAAACUCUAGGUGCCCUUUAGGACGUCCUGGAGAGCCAGAGGAAGUGUCUUCCUUGGUAGCAUUUCUAUGCCUACCUGCAGCCUCUUACAUUACUGGGCAGACUAUUAUCAUCGACGGCGGGGUGACCGUCAAUGGCUUGCUCUUCCAAGGAGAAUAACUUGGAAACAGUUCUAAAAAUAAUCUCGUAUCUAAUAAUUCCAAAGUGGUGUGCUUUUAUUGUAUGUGAAAAUGGAUGACAUCAUUAAUGUUCUAAUUAAAUAAGAAAAUAAAAGAUUGCCAAACAUUUGAUUUAUUGA